Bicyclus anynana (squinting bush brown) is the source of this 1720-nucleotide messenger RNA. RefSeq names its product carotenoid isomerooxygenase-like. The transcript is spliced from 14 exons. Gene Ontology annotation, molecular function: carotenoid dioxygenase activity; beta-carotene 15,15'-dioxygenase activity. Lineage: Eukaryota; Metazoa; Arthropoda; Insecta; Lepidoptera; Nymphalidae. The record is from RefSeq and is a predicted model, not a curated record. The coding region runs from base 48 to 1568 and encodes 506 amino acids. Gene Ontology annotation, biological process: carotene catabolic process; retinal metabolic process.
UCCAACAGGGAAGAAAAACGAACAUAAAAUACCAAACGAGAAUCAAAAUGUCCGAUACUGAGAAAUUUCGCCCUGAAUAUAACAUGCAACCGUGGCUGAGAAGUUGUGAAGUGGAAAUUAAGAAACCUAUUAGCGGAAAUAUAACAGGUACAAUUCCACAAUGGCUGCAAGGCACACUCAUCAGGAACGGACCAGGCUCCAUCAAGUGUGGUUCGCAAGAAUUCACCCAUGUGUUUGAUGGAUCGGCUCUCAUACACAGGUUCGCAAUCAAAAACGGUCAAGCAACGUACCAGUGCCGUUUCUUAAGGUCUGACACGCUGAAGAAGAAUAGAAAAGCUCAACGUAUCGUCGUCAGUGAAUUUGGUACAAAAUCUGUGCCGGACCCGUGCCAUACUAUUUUUGAUAGAUUGGCUUCAGUUUUCAACCCAUACGACUCAAUUACUGAUAACGCCGGUGUGUCAGUGUUUCCCUUCGGUGAUGAAGUAUACGCCAUGACAGAAGUCACCAAUGUUUACAAAAUUGAUCCGGAGACUUUGGAAUCGCUAGAGAAAGAGAAUUUGUUCAACGCACUGAUCGUGUGCCACACUGCUCAUCCUCACGUAAUGGCUAACGGGGACGUCUACAAUGUCGGUAUAAACAUUGUCAAAGGAAUGAUGAAGCAUGUUAUCGUCAAAUUCCCCUACAAUGAAAAAGGGAAUAUGUUUAAAAUGGCAGAAGUUGUCCACACUGUAGAGCCAAGGUGGAUUCUUAACCCUUCGUAUAUGCAUUCAUUUGGCGUUACGGAAAACUAUUUCGUGAUAAUUGAACAACCGUUAUCAAUUUCACUUAUAACUUUAAUAAAAAACCAUUUAAUUAAUAAUCCAUUCUCGAAUACUUUGUCCUGGUAUCCUGAAUAUGAGACUCAAAUACGACUGGUGAACCGUAAGACUGGUGAAGAGAGCAACUACGUGACCGAUACGUUCUUCUUCAUGCACACCAUCAACUGCUUCGAGCAAGACGGCAAACUGAUCGUCGACGUGUGCGCAUACAAAGACGCUAAGAUCAUCGACGCGAUGUAUGUGGAAGCGAUAAAGGAUUUACACAAUAACCCUGACUAUGGACAAUGGAGCCAAAGUCGCCCAAAGCGUAUCACGAUACCGCUCGAUGCUCCGUCUAACACUAAAGUGGAGAUUAAGCUGAUCGCAGAUGUGGGCCUCGAGGCACCUAAAAUGCACUACGAUCUUCACAAUGGUCGUCCAUACAAAUACUUUUAUGGGAUUGGAUCAGAAGUGCAUUCAAAAUAUGCCGGCUCAAUUAUGAAAGUAAAUGCGACCACUGGAGAAGUGAAGACUUGGCAUGAGUAUGACGGGUGUCCAAGUGAACCUAUAUUUGUACCGCGACCCGAUGCUAAGGAGGAAGAUGACGGCGUUUUGCUGAGCGCUCUGCUGUGGGGUAAAGAUGACCACGCGAUGACUCUGCUAGUGUUGAACGCCAAGGAUUUGAAAGAGAUUGCUCGAGCUAACUUCAGGACCCCUUCACCGGCACCCAACGGGUUCCAUGGGUGGUAUUGGCCCGACCAGGGGAUAUAAAUCACCAAAGAUUAAUUAAUUAAUCACCCCAAUGGCUACGAUAACCCGGGCUACUGUAGUCGAAUUUAUAGAUUAAAUAUAAAAAUAAAUUAUUGUGUGUGUGUAAGUUUCUUUGUAAUUUUAUUAAUGUUUUAUUUUCAAAAAUUGUGCUA